AUGUUUGACCGAUUCACGAAAGUCCGCGGUGAUAUGACCGAAAGCCUUCUAAAAAAAGACUGCCAAGCAUGUCGUGCCAUCGGAAGUGCGACAACGCGCCCUAUUACAAAUCGAGUCCGCGAGCAAGAUUGGCUGUGCGAUCGGCCGCUGCAGUUUUUCUUUAUCUAUCUGUUGCCCGGGCCAUCUAUCUUCCGCCAUUCGCCUACCUGCAAGGAACGAUGGAUUCAUUUCCAAUGGCCGAUCGAAAAUGAGAUGAAAGAAGCUCCACUUCGCGCGGUCUUCAUCUAC
Messenger RNA from Mesorhabditis spiculigera, 288 nucleotides. The record is from the annotation of a GenBank genome assembly. NCBI's taxonomy places the organism in Eukaryota, Metazoa, Nematoda, Chromadorea, Rhabditida, Rhabditidae.